Messenger RNA from Nerophis lumbriciformis (worm pipefish), 1615 nucleotides. RefSeq lists its product as uncharacterized. Gene Ontology annotation, molecular function: DNA-binding transcription factor activity, RNA polymerase II-specific. The record is from RefSeq and is a predicted model, not a curated record. Gene Ontology annotation, biological process: regulation of transcription by RNA polymerase II. Gene Ontology annotation, cellular component: nucleus. NCBI's taxonomy places the organism in Eukaryota, Metazoa, Chordata, Actinopteri, Syngnathiformes, Syngnathidae.
CUAACUUAGCAUGCUAGCUGCUAACAACGAGACGCUGAAGUGAUCGAAACCUCGCCAAGCAAACACCAAGUGAGUGUAAAUGUGGUUAUUGUGUCAACAUGUGCGGGAGAAGGAGAGCAGAACACGAGGAGGAACUUUGUGGAACAAAAGAGGAGAAGAAGGUCAACUACUGGAAGCUCUUUUCAACAAACAUCAACAAACAGCAGACGUCAGUGAAGAACAUCUUCUUGGAACUUCAGGAUGGAGCAGGAGGAACCACAGCCCCUGUGCAUUAAUGAGGAAAAUGAGGAGCCUCAGCCCUGCCAGAUUAAGGACGAAGAGGGCGAGUUACAGCCCUCCCACUUUAAAAAGGAAGCGAAGGAGCCAUAUACCCCCGACAUUAAAGAGGAAGAAGAACCAAAACCCCUUCACAUUAAAGAAGCAGAGGAGGAACACCGCAUCAGUCAGGAGGGACUGGAGGAGUUCCCAGUGGCUGGUGUCCCUGUGAAGAGUGAAGAAGAUGAGGUCAAAGGUGAAAGUGAGGAGAGGAGAGGGGCGGAGCCUCCAAGCAGCAGCUCAAGUCAACACAUGACAACAGAAGGUGACGGUGGAGACUUAGCUCCACUCUCAGAUAGUGACCACACCACGUCUCACUCUUCUGAGGACGACGACACCCGAGAAGCUUUGAGCACAGAUUGUGAAGCUGAUGCGAGGACUCACUCUGACAACAAACACUCUCCAUGCACUGAAAAGAAGACGGGUAAAAAAGUCUUCACUUGCUCCGUUUGUGGUAAAAACUUUUCCUUCAAGAGCCGUUUGGCCCAACACACGAGAUCCCACACAGGAGAGAAACCCUUCAAGUGCUCGGUUUGUGGCAACGUCUUCUCCCUGAAGAGCAAUUUGUCUAAGCAUAUGAAAACACACACGGGAGAAAAACCCUUUAGUUGUUCAGUUUGUGGUAAACGGUUCCCUCAGAAGAUAGGAUUUAUAACACACAUGAGAACGCACACGGGAGAAAAACCCUUCAGGUGCUCAGUGUGCGACAAAAGCUUUUCCCGCAAGACAAACAUGAAAUCGCACAUGAAAACGCACACGGGAGAGAAACCCUUCCGAUGCUCCCUUUGCGAUAAAACCUCUCGUAAGGCAAACAUGAAAUCCCACAUGAUCACGCACACCGAGGAGAAACCUUUCAAAUGCUCCCUCUGCAAUAAAAGCUAUUCUUACAAGACAAGUUUAAUUCCGCACAUGUUGUCUCACAGCAGAGCGUAAACAUGUCACGCUUUUUGUGAAGACGUUUGAUGUCAGAUUCUCUCACCACUACUGGAAAUGUUGCUUUCUUGCUCUCUUCUUCUCUGGAAUUCUUCCAACGGGGAUUUUGUAACAUUUAAUUUUAGAGUUGCUAAUAUUGUCCAACUUAAACUAAACAAGACUAGAAUGGCAACUAUGUUAUAUAAACGUUUUAUUGUUGCAAAACUAUUCGUAUCUCAGUCUGUGCGUCUGUAAUCUGAUGUCUGUGUCUGUAUAUCAAUGGGUGUGUGUAAUGACGUACCGUAUUUUCCGCACUAUUAGCCGCACCUAAAAACCACAAAUUUACUCAAAAGCUGACAGUGCGGCUUAUAACCCGGUGCGCUUUAUA